GAUGAGGACGUGAUGAGGACGGGAUGAGGACGGACGGCUCUGUCAGUGGAGGUGGAGAGGAGGACACUAAACGAACUGUUAUCCGUCAUGGAUCAGCCUGAACUCCUUCUCCACCAGGAGACUCAGACGAAGGUGCAGGAAUCUGCCUCCAGCUUCUAUUCCAGACUGAGUUGAUGUUAUUUGGUGGAGGAGCAGAUUUAAAUCGGCUGAUUUUCGGGCGGACUUCUGAACGUGUUUGAAGAUGUUCUGGACGGAGCGGAGGGUCAAACCGAGGAAAGCUGCAGAUAUGCGGACAGGUGAACGAGGUUCGGUUGAGUCGAUGGAUCCAUCGGAGCCUGGAGGGCUGCACCUGAGCGGGACGUCCGAGGUCUCUCUGCACGACCGGUUCUCGCGGGUCCUGCAGGACCAGCUGACCUGGUCCAGGAAGGUGACCUCUGACCCCGUCCUGCACCAGAGGACAUGUGAUCGGGUUGGACCUGCUGGACGUCUUCAGUGGACACGCGAUGGACCGUCCUCCAGCGUCUGGAUGCGCCUGGGCUGGAGGACGGUGUCUCGCCGUCGCUCGUCCUCGGGACCUCGAGGCUUCUGGAGCUUCAGGAACAAGUACCGGUGGAGAGCGAGGGGACGACCAGGACGGCAGCGUCUUCAGAGGACACCUCUCCGGAGACGGACAGCAGGAUGGAGGCUGGAGGGCGGGGCCACAGCCUCGAGGGGGUGUGGCCGUAACAAAGACAAGGCACCAACGAAGAAGCAGCUGGACGCACAGCUGGACAAAUACAUGUCCCUGUCCAAGAGCAGACUGGACAGAGAGCUGGACAGAUACAUGUCCAUGUCCAGGAGACAUCUGGACGCACAGCUGGACGACUACAUGGCGAUGGCUGGACAGUCUCAGCUGGACUGGGACAGCGAGACACUGGGACUCUGAGACAUUAAGGGCUUGUUUUUCUGUUUCCAGCCUCAGGUUCAGCAGCUGAUUGGUUGUGAUUGUUUUUUGUUGGUUUGAGUUUCCUGUGUUUACUUCACUGACCUCUCUGAGAGUAGGAACUCUAAUGUUCGUGUUUGGUUCAAUAAAUGUUCUCCAGGUUUCUCGUGA
This is a messenger RNA of Mugil cephalus (flathead mullet), 1093 nucleotides long. RefSeq lists its product as uncharacterized. Lineage: Eukaryota; Metazoa; Chordata; Actinopteri; Mugiliformes; Mugilidae. The coding region runs from base 242 to 925 and encodes 227 amino acids. The record is from RefSeq and is a predicted model, not a curated record. The transcript is spliced from 6 exons.